AUGGUUAAUAAAUUAUACGUCUCCGAAUCAUUGUCUGAAAGUGAUUUUUCCGAGGGGGUUGUUGUCACUGUUAAAUCAUCCGACUAUACAUUUCCCCCUCCUAAACCAGAAUUUCCCGAUACUUGCUUAAUUUUUGAACACAAUUAUCAAGAUAUCCUUGAGUGUGCUAAUUCUAGUUUCCCUAAUAUAAAAAAGUCAUAUGAAGAUAAACGCGCGUUGGACAUAAUCUAUUAUAUGAAUAAGCAUGAAGAAUAUACUUCUAGAGGAUUAUUACCUAGCGAAUACAUCUUAAUUAAGAAUCCUGCCCAUUAUUCUGUCUGGGUUUUUCGAGAAAAAGUGUUGGAUUCUAUUCCAUCAUUUUCGUUGCAUGAUGAGAUGGAAUUUUGUAGAAAGAUCGCAUACUAUAAUCUUAAGACUUUUCAGGUCUGGAACCAUCGCAAAUGGCUUGUAUCAAGAGGAUAUGAUCCACUAUGUGAGCUGGAAUAUACGAGGCUUGAGAUUAUGGUAGACACCAAAAACUAUAUUUUGUGGGCUUACAGGCAAUGGCUAAUUACUGAUUAUUUUACCGACAAUAUUGAUGUGCUUGACAAAGAGUUAUCACUUACUACUCUAGUAUUGGAAAACGACCCUUUAAACAACUCUAUGUGGGUUUAUCGCAUGUUUAUAAUAACCAUGGUUGAACGGGAUUUAUCAACGGAACUUGAUUUUUGUUCCAAGCUAGUGGGUGUUGAUGAUGUUAUCACGGAUUAUUUGAGUGAAAUAAUAGCCAAAUUGGAUAAGGAUGUAGUGUCUAAUUGGUUAAACAGCAAUAGGGAUAAAAAAGAUAUGUACAAAUUAAUUGCGAAUAUCGCUUAG
This is a messenger RNA of Babesia microti strain RI, 855 nucleotides long. Its product is annotated as protein farnesyltransferase/geranylgeranyltransferase type-1 subunit. The record is from RefSeq and is a predicted model, not a curated record. Gene Ontology annotation, cellular component: CAAX-protein geranylgeranyltransferase complex; protein farnesyltransferase complex; cytoplasm. Gene Ontology annotation, biological process: protein geranylgeranylation; protein farnesylation. NCBI's taxonomy places the organism in Eukaryota, Apicomplexa, Aconoidasida, Piroplasmida, Babesiidae. Bases 1 to 855 code for a protein of 284 amino acids. The transcript is spliced from 5 exons. Gene Ontology annotation, molecular function: protein farnesyltransferase activity; CAAX-protein geranylgeranyltransferase activity.